This is a messenger RNA of Exaiptasia diaphana, 1504 nucleotides long. Its product is annotated as fatty acid hydroxylase domain-containing protein 2. Gene Ontology annotation, biological process: sterol biosynthetic process. The coding region runs from base 166 to 1005 and encodes 279 amino acids. The transcript has 7 exons. The record is from RefSeq and is a predicted model, not a curated record. Gene Ontology annotation, molecular function: iron ion binding; C-4 methylsterol oxidase activity. NCBI's taxonomy places the organism in Eukaryota, Metazoa, Cnidaria, Anthozoa, Actiniaria, Aiptasiidae.
ACGCAACUCUCAAUACAGCCGUAAAUAAGUUGGAUGGAAAAGCARUAAGAGUUCAUUGAUUUCGCUGAAUUUUUUAGGCUUUUAGUGGAUAAGCUUUGCAUUGGGAAUAGCCGGACAACGUUGAAGAGCUGUGAAUGAUAAUAUCCGAGAUUUAUUUCUGCAGCCAUGACUGAAGUAGAACCACAGUAYCCCACCUUACCUGAACCAGACUGGGCAAAACCAAAACAACAAGAUUCUAGAACAGCUAAGGCAAAACCAUUGUUUGAGUCUAUCAAGAAAACAGCUUUUAUUCUUGGAACAGCACUUAUUGUGUUUGCUGCUGCAAGAAAUACCUUAACUUGGCAUGUUGAAAAGCUUUGGGGAGCCUCAGGGGAAUUCUGGCAAAGUUGUUGGAAAAAGAUACUGUUUAGUGUCGGUGAAGACCAAUAUACUCUAUUUACUCGUGGUACAUUUUUUGUAACGUUUGUCACAUUUUGGGCAAUAAACAGCAUUUUCUUGUACAUUGACCUCACUGGAAAACCAGCAUGGGCUUUGAAGUACAAGAUUCAAGAUGGCCAAAAUAUGCUUUUCCAUCAUCCCAAGAUUUACAAGUAUAUCCAUAAAAAACACCAUGAAUGGACUGCACCUGUUGGAAUCGUGUCCAUUUAUGCGCAUCCUUUGGAGCACGUCAUGUCUAACCUCACUCCUAUCAUGCUUGGACCAUUCAUCAUGGGAUCACACAUUGCUACAGCUUGGUUGUGGUUUGUUUUGGCCAUCACAUCCACCAAUAUCUCUCACAGUGGCUACCAUUUCCCCUAUCUACCAUCACCAGAAGCACAUGACUUUCACCACCUAAAGUUCAACCAGAACUAUGGUGUUCUUGGGGUGUUGGAUAGACUGCAUGGGACAGAUACUUUGUUCCGUAACUCUGUCUGCUAUGAUCGUCAUAUUCUUAUGAUCGGCCUGCAACCUGUGWCAGACGUUUUUCCAGAUCCAAAGAAAAAGAUAUGUAAAAAGUCAGAAUAGAGAAAUGACUGUCUUUAAUAUAAAUAAUUAAUAGAAAUAGAAUUAAUUGGUUCUGUUAUUUGCUACCAUGGGGUUUCCAUUCCAUUUGGAACCACUCAGAAAAGCUGUUUUUUAUAAUUGAUAUCCUUGUCAAAAUCUAAUGGACAAAAGAAUUACUGUACUUUCUUCUGCUGAGUGAUUUGAAAUUAGUGGAAAUGAGAUAUACUGGUAAUAGAUCUAAUCAACUGAUAGAUAUGAUAAAAAUAUGAGWAACAUAUUGUGAAUUCUUAGAAUAUUUGUUGGUAUUUAUUGGUUGUAUUCACUUUUUUAUGUUUUAAUGGAAAAUACUCUUAUGUUUAUUAAAACUAUUUAUAAUUUUUAAUAUUUCACAUAAUAGAAAUUUGUGUUGAUAUGAUCUUUCUGUUAAUAAAUAGCGUGUUUUUACUAKUAUUUUAWUUAUUUGUAAACACUUAUAUUAAUUGUGUUGUGGACAAUAUGAAUAAAGUACAAUUACUUGAAA